Annulohypoxylon maeteangense is the source of this 2125-nucleotide messenger RNA. Its product is annotated as PhoD-like phosphatase-domain-containing protein. The transcript is spliced from 12 exons. The record is from RefSeq and is a predicted model, not a curated record. Bases 102 to 1964 code for a protein of 620 amino acids. NCBI's taxonomy places the organism in Eukaryota, Fungi, Ascomycota, Sordariomycetes, Xylariales, Hypoxylaceae.
AAAAGAGCACAUAUUAGCUUUUUUUAUAACUAACUGAUCUUAAAAUUCUUGAUUAAUCGUUUUGGUGCUGUUCAAUAUUAACUGUUAACAGGGCUUCUUUGAUGUCCUUGACUAUGGUUAACUUAGCAGUGAUUGGCCUCGUCGCCGAGGUCUUUGUCGGAUUUGCGGUAGCGACAUUUAAUGGAAAUCUGAACUACGCAAGCCCGUCUCGUCGCCAUUCUGGCCUUGGAAUUGAUGUGCCCCGUGUCUCUAUGCGCAGCCUCAAGCGUGAUGCUAUCGCGUAUAAGGCAGAGGAACUUAGCUUCACACAUGGUAUAGCAUCUGGAGACCCAUACCCAGAGAGUGUAAUUCUAUGGACUCGAGUUGCGCCAUCACUCUCCUCUGACGCAAGUAACAUUACUGUCGAGGGUCCUGUGCCGCUAUAUAGCCAUGAGACGCAGAACUACAUCAACGCAGAUCCAAGCCCUAUCUGUGUUAACUGGAAUGUCUUCUUGAACGAGACGGGGGAGGUUGUAUCGAGUGGCCAAGGGUUCACAACUAGUGAUAUCGACUAUACCGUUAAGGUUGAAGCCACGAAACUGAAGCCAUUCACGGUGUACAAUUACCAGUUCACGAUUUGCGGGUCAAAUAUUACAAGUCCUAUUGGACGAACGAAGACUGCUCCUGUGGCGAACGCUGAUCUGUUAGAGUUGAAACUUGCUGUCUUCUCUUGUAGUAAUUAUCCUAAUGGGUAUUUCAACGCCUACGGAAACGCUGCUCGCAAGGAUGAACAAGAUUACUUUAUUCACUUAGGGGAUUACAUCUACGAAGGAAAUGCAAAGGGCGAGAGAGCCCAUGAGCCGGGAAAGUAUCUGUUCAGUCUUCACGAUUACAGAACUCGCCAUGGACAGUAUCGCACCGACCCGGAUCUGCAGCUCGCUUCUCAGAACUUCGCUUGGAUUACGACCUGGGAUGAUCAUGAGGUCUCAGAUAAUGGAUAUCGAGAUGGUUCAAGUGCUCUCAACAAUACUGAACAAUCCUUCCUGAAUGAUGGUUUCGUCAGCGUGGACCAACGAAAGAUGAAUGCCGUGAGAGCGUACUUUGAGUGGAUGCCCAUUCGACAGAUAGACCUCGAUGACAACUUGAGAGUUUGGAGAUCAUUCCAGAUGGGUAAUCUUUUGGACCUAAUUGUGCUUGAUACUCGAAAUUACGACCGAAGCAUUACAUCUCUUGGCUGGGAUAACGAGUACAUCGAACAAAUCAGCAACGACGCCUCGCGAUCCCUGAUGGGCUCCCAUCAGGAGAAUUGGUUCUACAACCAACUAUCCAAGUCUUCCAACCGAGGCGCAACUUGGCGAAUUAUAGGCAACCAAAUCGUGUUCUCGCACAUCUCUGCAUCUUCUGGGUUCAGCGGUGAUAACUGGAACGGGUACGUCGCAAACAGAAACCGAACGCUGAAGCACCUCUACAACAAUAAUAUCAGCAACACCGUCUUCCUAGCCGGCGACAGCCACCAGAACUGGGUAUCCGACCUAGUCUGGCUCGACGAAAAGCCAUACAGCGCCGAAACCGGCGACGGCGCCAUCGGCGUCGAGUUCGCCGGCACGGCGGUCAGCUCGACGGGGUUUAACGGACUAAUCGCGCCGGCGCGCGCCGAGGCCAUGAAGCUGGUUGAUGAGAAUCGCGUGUUGCAGUGGCAGGACGGGUAUUACCGCGGGUAUUAUCUACUGACGAUAUCGCCGGAAAAGCUGGAGGCGAGGUAUUAUGGCUCUCCUAGCGUGGCGACGCGGAAUGCGUGGGAUUUGCCGUUGGCGAAUUUUACGGUUUUCGCUGGGGCGAAUAAGUUGGCUAGGCCCGUCGCGGGGGGGAGUGUGGAGGCUGGGUUUGUUAAGGGAGGGGUCACGAAUCCGACGAAUAUUACCUUGAAUACGGAGACUUGGGAGUGGGAUAUUGUUGGGUUUGAUAAGAUGUAUAUCACUACGUAGGUGGAGAUGGAGAGCUGGCUGUACGCGGUGGAUCGCUGGACGAUUGCUGUUUGCCCGUUGAAACUUUGCAAUAUUACUGAUGAACGGAAAUAAUUGAUUAAUUCGAGUGAUCGAUCAAUAACGUGUCGAAUGGUCCAGUUUGCAGUCGAUUGAUGUGCAAC